Molecule: messenger RNA, 326 nt
Organism: Funneliformis geosporum
Lineage: Eukaryota; Fungi; Glomeromycota; Glomeromycetes; Glomerales; Glomeraceae
Source: the annotation of a GenBank genome assembly
AUGUGUAUGGCUUUGGUAUGAUUAUGUGGGAAUGGUUGACAGGAAGAAGGCCUUUUUGGAAUCGAGUUCAUGAUGUAGAUCUUAUUAUUGACAUUUGUGAUGGUCUUCGCCCUCCGAUCGUUACAAAUGCACCUGAAGGUUAUGUUGAACUAAUGCAAGAAUGUUGGCAUUCUAAUCCAAAAAGAAGACCAACUGCUGCUGAUAUCCAAUCAAGAAUUAUGAGUAUUUGGAACUCAGAACCUACAAAAUAUCAAAAUGGAAAUAAGGAGUUUAAUUUUCAACGAAGGUGGAGAAAUUUCAUAAAAUCAGAAUAUAGUGCUCGUUAA